AUGUUCCUCGGUACGCAGUAUCUCUUUGGUACUUUCUUGGUAGAGUGCACUGCCGGCGAGUCGCCUUUCGAUGUCAACGACAGCCUGUUAGCUUUCACAAUCUUCCGUCACACGCUUCCGAAGAUCUUCGGCGUUUUCUUGCACGCUGCCUUCUGCUCAUCCGUAAGCUCACGAGGCCGUCUGGUGUCGAUCUACCUCCCCAUCCUAGUGACUGCACGCAUCAUUGCAGAGUCGGGCUCCAAGCCCCGCAUCAAGGACCGCACAUCGGCGGCUGCACAUGGCCUGAUUACCCGUAUCAAAGGUGCAAACGGUGUCGAGAUGCCGGGACUAACAGUUGUCGAUGGAACGCCACGCGACUGCCCCUCUGCUGCGUGCGGCGGGCAGAAAGACACCGCAGUGAUGCGAGAUCAGGAAAUGGGAAGCAUCAAGGCAUCGGCUUUGGGCCGCACUCUGAUUUCUGGUCCUGUGGACCCCAAGAGAGUAAUCGUGGAUUUCAUGACACCCAAUACCGACACGCGGGUUCACAUCCGCCAUUUUCCUCAAGCUCGCCAACUGAUCAACGACGCGGCUAGUGUCGUCACUAAUGCCGGCGGUGCUAUUCUCAAUGGCGCUCAGGAUAUUGCAGACAGAACGCCUUUUGGUGGUGCUAUUAAGGGUGCGCAAUCAGCUGUUGAUGACGUAACGGGUGCUCUACCACGGACCGCAUCUGGCGCAAUUACUCCCAGUGGUGCUGUAGAGAAAGGGAUCGAGGACUAUGCUGGUAAAGGUUGUGUUAAUGGAUUGCCCUCCGUUUCUGACGUGGGAGUCAUCACGAUGAUUUAUCAUCAGGUAAACCAAGACGGUGCAGGUCCUUUGUCGGCGGACAUCGACGCAACGAGUGGGGGUACCGACUCUAAAGCGUUCAAUCCAGCCGAAGUUAUUCAAAACAUUCCAGGUGCCGCGGGAUUUUCAACCUCCAGCACCAUGGACUAUGAGGUUAAGGUUCAACUGCCCUCAGGGAUGAAAUGCACCGGUGUUGUUGGUAACACCAAAAAUGUCUGCAUCGUGCGGGUCAGAAACAAUGCCAUUUCAGGCCCUUUUGGGGGUUCGGCUGCUUUCACAAAUUGA
Penicillium arizonense is the source of this 1107-nucleotide messenger RNA. Its product is annotated as DUF3129 domain-containing protein. NCBI's taxonomy places the organism in Eukaryota, Fungi, Ascomycota, Eurotiomycetes, Eurotiales, Aspergillaceae. The coding region runs from base 1 to 1107 and encodes 368 amino acids. The record is from RefSeq and is a predicted model, not a curated record. The transcript has 8 exons.